GCGAUCCUUUCCGGCGCUGCCUCCUUCCGCUCACGGCCGUGCGCAGGCGCACGGACUGCUCGACCCUGCUGCCCGGGAGUUCACGGCCCCAGCAUCGGGGUGCUCCGGUGAUCUGUCUUUUCCCCUCCUCCCUUAAGCCUUGCAGCCUGAGUGUGGCCCGAGAUUUCAUCGCUACGGGGCGGGAGCCAACGCCUCUUUCUUCUCGCCCUUCAGUGGAGACGCCGUCGCUUCGGGCCAGGGCCCAGAACGCCCCCCAUGGCGGGGCCGCGGGUGGAGGUGGAUGGAGGGAUCCUGGAGGGAGGCGGCCAGAUCCUCAGGGUCUCCACGGCCCUGAGCUGUCUCCUGGGCCUCCCCUUGCGGGUGCAGAAGAUCCGCGCGGGCCGCAGUACCCCGGGCCUGAGGCCUCAACAUUUAUCUGGACUGGAAAUGAUUCGAGAUUUGUGUGACGGGAGACUGGAGGGGGCAGAAAUUGGCUCAACAGAAAUAACCUUUAUACCAGAGAAGAUCAAAGGUGGAGUCCACACAGCAGAUACCAAGACAGCAGGGAGUGUAUGCCUCUUGAUGCAGGCUUCAAUGCCCUGUGUUCUCUUUGCGGCUGCUCCCUCGGAACUUUGUUUGAAGGGUGGAACUAAUGCUGAGAUGGCACCACAGAUUGACUACACGGUGCUGGUCUUCAAGCCAAUCAUUGAAAAAUUUGGUUUCAAAUUUAAUUGUGACAUUAAAAUGAGGGGCUAUUACCCAAAAGGGGGUGGUGAAGUAAUCGUUCAGAUGUCACCAGUUAAACAGUUGAACCCAAUAAAUUUAACUGAUCGUGGCUCUGUGACUAAGAUAUAUGGAAGAGCUUUUGUUGCUGGUGUUUUGCCAUUUAAAGUAGCAAAAGAUAUGGUGGCAGCAGCUGUACGAUGCAUCAGAAAGGAGAUCAGGGACCUAUAUGUGAGCAUUCAGCCUGUUCAGGAACCCAAGGACCAAGCAUUUGGCAAUGGAAAUGGAAUAAUCAUUAUUGCUGAGACAUCUACUGGCUGUUUGUUUGCUGGAUCAUCACUUGGUAAACGAGGUGUUAAUGCAGACAAGGUUGGAAUUGAAGCUGCUGAAAUGCUAUUAGCAAAUCUUAGACAUGGUGGUACUGUGGAUGAGUAUCUGCAAGACCAGCUGAUUGUUUUCAUGGCAUUAGCCAAUGGAGUUUCCAGAAUAAAAACAGGACCAGUUACACUCCAUACACAAACAGCUAUACAUUUUGCUGAGCAACUAGCAAAGGCUAAAUUUACUGUGAAGAAAUCAGAAGAUGAAGAAGAUGCCUCUAAAGACACUUACAUUAUUGAGUGCCAAGGAAUUGGGAUGACAAAUCCAAAUAUAUAGGAACCGGGGAUCGAACUCAGGACCUUGUGCUUGUGAGCUAAAUCCCCAGCCUGUACACAGUUGUUUUUUAUUCUUACUAUUAUCGAGUUUUGGCUUUUUAUUUUGUUUUGUUUACAAUUCUAGGGAUUGAACCCAGGGCCUUGAACAUGCUAGGCAAGUGCUUUACCACCGAACUCUGUCCCCAGCUCCAUUUUCAAGUAUUAUGUGCUGUACAUAGCUGUGUGUUCUGUUAUUAUAUGACUGGCGCAGGAUAGUAUGUUUGCACUAGUAUCAGCUCAGAUGUGAGCACUGUAUAAUGCUUUGAUGUUAUGAUGGACACAGUGUCACUAGGCAAUAGGAAUUUUUCAGAUCUGUUAUAAUCUUAUGGGGCUACUGUUGUGUAUACAGUCUUUCAAUGAUAAAGACAUCUGGUGCAUAAUUGCAUUGUUAAAUUGUUCUAAUUUAAUAUCAUUGCUAACUUUAUCAGAGGUGUAUAUGCAUAGGAAAAAAUGUACAUAUAGAGUUUGGUACUAUCUGCAGUUUCAGGCAUCCACUGGGAGUCAUGUAACAUAGUCCCUGUGGAUAAGGGGGGACUAUUGUGUAGUUAUAAUCUCUGGUGAAACUGCAUGUAAAGUAUGAGACAACUUUACACAAAAUAUACUUGAUUGUAUCAGUAAUAACACAUAAUAGGCGAUGUUUUAUUCUAUGUACUUUGCACCUAAUGGACACUUAGUAAAUACUGAAUUUCAAUCUAUUGAAUAUAUUUUGAAAGCUGACAAUUAGAGUUGCAAAAUUUUAACCCUAGUAGGUUUGGUCAAAUUUGGCUCCAGAUAUGUUGCUUGCCUUGUAGCAUUAAAAAGUAAUUGCCUUUAUGACUGUGUUUUCAUUACUCUGUUAUUUACAACUAGCCUGCUGCCACAUUUAGGUUACUUUCUGGUCACCUGUAGGUGACUCAAAUGAAACCAGUUUGAUAUAUCAGUAUACUGUACUGUAAUAUGGGAGGAACUCUAAAAUUCCGGUCUGUUUUGGCCUUUAUCUGGUGAUAAUUAAAACAUAAUCUAAGAUUAAAUCCAGAGGGUGGUAUUAUAACAUUCAGAAAGUUCUGAAUUCGUAUAGAAUACUAUAAUGAAAAAAAUUAAUCCAUGUACAUAGACACUAUUUUUUAUUAACGAUUUUUUAUGGCCUUGUAAAGUUUAAUUUACUUUAAAUACAGUGAUGGAAUAUUGCUUGUUAUUUAGAUUUUUACAAAAUGGUAAGUUUUAUAAAUUGUUGACUUUUUUUAAAAGAUAGCUUUGUAUUUUUAGCACAAAAAUCUUUUAGAGUAAAACUACACUUUUAAUGUAGUUGUUGGAGGGGUUGUGAUAAAUUCGAGGGUCUCCUUGAGCUGUGGUCCCUGCUGUUUCUGAUAUAUUGUGCUGGCAGUGUUCAAGCGGUGGCUGGAGUGCAGAGACUGGGGAGUUGAGAGUAAGAGAUUGAAGUUCAGCUAUUGUAUGUGGUGAAUUCAUGAAUAAGCUUGGCCGUUACUGUUCCUGGAUCUCAGUUUAGGUAAAUCAAAGACAGAUAACUUGCAAGGACAAUUUUAUAAGUCCUACAAAGUGUCUUGAAUUUCUAUUUUUAAAAGCAGUUCAAUUUCUAUUUUCCAUUUAUGUACAAAAUUCUAUUUCAGCAUGCUUGUUUAUUCUAGACCAAGAAAUGCAAAUAAUACUGUUGAUUUGACAUUCUGUACAACAGAGUAAAAUAUUUGUUAAACAAGUGCCUCACAGAGUACCAUGACAAGUUUCCCAAAGCCUUGCUGUGUGUUUCAGUUUCCAGGCAUUGGUAGUCUUAAUUUAGGCAACUGAUUUUUAAAUUUCUCUGCUUAAAUAUGUACUUUCUGCUCAAAUUGAGUCCCCUAAAGUCAAGGUAGGGCUGUAUAGGUCCCAGGUUUUAGCUCCUCUUUUACAAUUGCUCUUUUCCUCUCUGCAGAAGAAAAGUUUAUUUUUCACCUGUUCUAAUCUUGUUCUGGUACAUUUCCCAUAGUACAGGAAAAUUUCUAAAACACUAUUAAAUAAAGGAACAGUUUGAUACAGUCUCUGAAAGCCUAUUCAGUGAUUCGAGCUUCCAUCUUAUUUUUAUAUUUUGCAUGAUUUUAAAUAAGAGAAAGCUUCAGUGUUAACUAUCAACAGUCAACAUCGCAUCUUUAAAUAAAACUUUUUCCUGAUUAUUAGAAGAAACAUUUUCAUUAACUUUGCCAAAAAGCUAGUAGAAUGUUUAAGUCCUUUAUUUUAACUUUGAAAAUUUACUGCUUAUUAAUAUGAAUUUUUAAUUCUUUGCUUUUUAUUUAUCCCUACCAUGUGGAGUAAGUUAUAGAUUCUAAAAUCUGUAUUGUUAAUAUCAUGUAAAUAAUGCACACAAAUAAUGUUUAUUAUUAGGUCUCAUACUUAAUAACCUUUUCGCUGUUGAUUUCCUUUGAACUGUUUGUCAUUCCAGCAGUUAACAGUUUUUAUCCCAUGAUAUAUCAUGUAAUUUUCAAAAAGACAUUUCAUUGACACAUUACCAAUAAACUUUUACAUUUCUUUCAA
Heterocephalus glaber (naked mole-rat) is the source of this 3896-nucleotide messenger RNA. RefSeq names its product RNA 3'-terminal phosphate cyclase (gene Rtca). Gene Ontology annotation, molecular function: RNA-3'-phosphate cyclase activity. Lineage: Eukaryota; Metazoa; Chordata; Mammalia; Rodentia; Bathyergidae. Gene Ontology annotation, biological process: RNA processing. Gene Ontology annotation, cellular component: nucleus. The record is from RefSeq and is a predicted model, not a curated record.